AUGGGUCUCCUCCAGUUACCCGUCGAGGUUAUCCAAAGGGUCUUCCCAUAUCUCUCCUUGAAAGACCUUAGAAACUUCGCAUGCUGCAGCUCUACGCUGUUCAAGAUCACGAUACCGAUAUUGUAUCGUAGUUUUUGCAUAUAUUUCGCCGAGCCCACAGCCGAGCCCAUAGUAUCCCCGGCAGAUUUGGAGACAAUAAUUGAUCUAUCGGAUUUGACGAUUGGUAGUUUCAAAAAACUUUAUGUAUCAAAAAUCGGAUCCUUAGAACCGCGACCUUUGCGACCUAGUAUCUCCGAUAUGGACGACGUGAUCCUGAGGUUAAUACUUAAAAGGUUUGGCAAUGGACAGCUGGGAACGAUAAGGUUCGAGAAUAACAUCUCAUCUCGCACGUUAGCUCUUAUCCUCGAGCGACAGCCAAAUUUAAAUGUGCUGGAAAUCAGCGAUCUAGGGGCUAUGAGAGAGCUCUAUGACCCAUAUAUCUUCCCGCCCUCGCUUUUCACCCAACCGUUAAGACUCACGUCUUUCUCAGUAGGAGAAAUUCUGCAAUGGACAGCAUUGACAGUUCUUAAAAUUAUUUAUCAAAGCGCGUCUACUCUGAGAAAAUUACGAUUUGGCGAUCCACGGCACCACGACGCACCCCGUCUUCCAAUUUGGGAAGAGACCAUUGAACCCGAUUCUGAGAUGGGAUCUAUGCCCGCCGAUAGCUACGGAGAGCCAUUUGUUAGAAGAGAGGAGAGGCAUUUUGCUGCCUUGCAGUCUCAACUAGAGUUUGGUGAAAUCAACCUCCCAUUGUUAGAACAACUGUAUAUCGUCCAUGAUUCCCAGUUUGCAAAAUUCAUGCGAUUCGUCAUUCGAAUGGUUUCCAAUUGCCAUCAUUUGAAAAUCGUUAGGAUAUAUAGUUCGAAUGAUCCGUGCAGCUUAAUCCAGCAUCUAGUGAAUACUGGAUCACGAAGUAUAGAUUCAUUGCAAAUCGGGCAGUGUACGGAUCGAACGCCAUCGUCAAGCCCUUCCCCACCACGGGUGCCCCAACCUCUCCCGCGGAUCCCGUCACUAAAAACUUUACAGCUCACAAAUGACACGCAUACCAGCGACGUAUUCGCAAAUUUUGAGCAUCCUAUGGAACUCAGAAGGCUCUGGUUGCAUUGUUUACCCGCUCACUGUCACCCACUAGAAUGUCCAAUUAUAUCACGAGUUUUCGAAUAUAGCGACCCUCUAAGCCGUAUGUCUAUGUUGCACGAAAACUGGUCGGUUCUCGAAGAGCUUGCGAUUCCACACCCCGGUUGGUCUAAGGUACCACUCCUUCCUUCAUUAAAGGUUCUUCGUCUCCUCGACUGGCUUAAACUCAACGAUUAUAUAGAGCGCUCCGAUCGCCACUUAGACUCUACUACCAAAAUGCAGGCAUAUGUAACGAGACUGUACAAGUUUUCGGACGUAAACUAUGAUCGCCCGCCAGAGCUAAAGCUCAUCAUUAUGGAUGAAGAAUAUCAUGCGAAUGACUGUUACAGAUAUAAGACGCUCAUUGACUUUCCUCAAUGCUACAGUGUUGAAGAUGGAAAGGUCAUUAUGCUGAGGUCCAGGAAGAGCGCUCUAAGACGAUGUCAGGAGGCUGGCUGUUCACCGUACCUAGUCCUUGGUGGUUUACCAACACCAGAACAGGUUUGGGGGCAUGAAGAUAAAGAUUACAUUUAUAGCGAAGCUGAUUAUCUACCACCGAUAUGA
Orbilia oligospora ATCC 24927 is the source of this 1719-nucleotide messenger RNA. RefSeq lists its product as uncharacterized. The coding region runs from base 1 to 1719 and encodes 572 amino acids. The transcript is spliced from 4 exons. Gene Ontology annotation, molecular function: protein binding. Lineage: Eukaryota; Fungi; Ascomycota; Orbiliomycetes; Orbiliales; Orbiliaceae. The record is from RefSeq and is a predicted model, not a curated record.